Gavialis gangeticus (Gharial) is the source of this 917-nucleotide messenger RNA. RefSeq lists its product as uncharacterized. Gene Ontology annotation, biological process: positive regulation of pancreatic juice secretion; negative regulation of gastrin-induced gastric acid secretion; brain development. The transcript is spliced from 6 exons. Gene Ontology annotation, molecular function: hormone activity. Gene Ontology annotation, cellular component: extracellular region. The coding region runs from base 3 to 668 and encodes 221 amino acids. The record is from RefSeq and is a predicted model, not a curated record. Lineage: Eukaryota; Metazoa; Chordata; Crocodylia; Gavialidae.
UCAUGGCCUCCCUCCUCACUGGGUUUGGGCAGUUAAUUGUUCUUGUGAUUUUCUUGUCUCAACUCACAGCAUCACUUCCUCUUCUGGAGAGGACUCAGAGGCAUGCAGAUGGAGUAUUUCACAGCGAACUCGGCAAGAUGAAUGAAAAUGCCUAUGUGCAGCAAUUAGUCAAAUCUCUUAUGGGCCUCAAUCAAAGAUAUCAGCGGCAUGCGGAUGGCAUGUUUACCAGUGAACUCAGCAAAAUGAGAGGAAAUGCACAGGUUCAGAAACUAAUCAAGUCUCUCGUGGGAUACAAACGCAGUGUUCCUGAACCAUCUGGACCAGGACAGCUGGAGGAGACUGGCUUUAUUAAUCAAGCUGAAAAUGACUUGGACUCAAAAGAGAUACUCACUAAACUGAAGGCUUUCCUGCACCAUGUACAAAGUCUCAGAGGAUGUGAUAAAGAAGAUGGCUCUCAGGGAUUCAUCAGCCAAGCCAUACCAGGGAAAUCUGAGAGUGACAGCCACUACAAUGACUUUUGCUUCAUGUGGUUAUACCAGAGCUUUUUGAAUGAUAGUGGCUCAGACAGCAAUGCAAGGGAAGCAGCUCAAGUAACUAGCCAAUACAUUUGCCCUGCCUCCAAGCAGCAGACUGCAACGAAGAAUGAUGAAGAAUCCGAUUUUGACUAGGCACCAGUGACUGAACCUGCAGUGUGGUGGGGUGAACCCCAUUUAUACCUGGCCUAGAAAUAAAUAAGGAAGCUAUUGAAUCUCCUUCCAGGAUAAAAGUAUAAGGGGGUGAAACCAUAGAAGCAGCUAAAGUCAUGGUAAAGCAACUCAUAUAAUCAAGAGCAAUGUCUGUGUGUGAAAUUGGGGGUGGGGGAACACUAGCUGGAAUGUAAAUUAUGUAAGUAGCUUCUAUUGUACUUUAUUCUCUGC